This is a messenger RNA of Leptosia nina, 513 nucleotides long. The record is from the annotation of a GenBank genome assembly. NCBI's taxonomy places the organism in Eukaryota, Metazoa, Arthropoda, Insecta, Lepidoptera, Pieridae.
AUGUCGCGUCGUGUGCAAAACAAGCCACGUGUUAAACCACGCAUCCGUUCUCAGGUGGAGCCACCGCCGGAACCGGCCCCCGCUGCUGAAGAACAGCCGGCGUCUGACGAUGAGAAGGAGUCGGAGUGGCGCGCAUCUCGGCCCCCGUCCCCGCCGCAAAGGCCAGAUGACAUCUCCGAAGGUUCUGAAGCUACCGCUCGACCCAUAAGACCAGAACCGGCCAGUCGAUACGCCAACCUCAACUAUUGGAAGGCCAGACGAGUAACAUUUUACCGUAAUGGAGACCCGUUCCAUCCAGGAGUCGAGUUUCGCUUCAAACCGGGAAGAGACCUGGUUUCUAUGGAUGUGUUGCUGGACAGACUUUCCGAGAGACUGGAACUGCCUCGUGGUGCAAGAUUCAUCUUUGGCAUGGACGGCGACAGGAAAUACAGAUUAGAAGAGCUAGAAGAUGGUGCUUCUUACGUCGUUUCGUCUUAUAAGACGUUUAAAGUAAGUAAAGCAGGUUACAACUAA